AUUCUCGUGUUGUGUGUGUGUUUGCAUCGGUUCCGCAGUUGAAUUUGUGGUAAACAAUUGAAUUUGUUGUAAUGGCCGGUUUGUGUGGAAUAACCGAGGUGCUUACAUCUAUAUCCUUUCUGCCAUCUAUUUAUAUCUUCUGUUACUCUUUCAAUCAACGGCAGAGGCCUAUUAAUAAUGCUGUAGGAGAAAGUGUGUGGUUAAUAAUGAAUAUGUGUGUGUGUGUGUUUUGCCUCAGAAAUUGAAUUAGGUGAGCUCAGUUGCUCACAAAGAACUAAUCAGCAAUUUUAGAAGCUGACCAUAACAAGAUUUGCUCAAUAGGUUUAAAACAAUAUAGUCAAUACCUGUUCACUUGAAGCAAGUGGUGAAGAAUGAUAUUCUGAUUUCAAUUUUUUAGACAGUGAUGAAAUUCUUCAGGCGUGGGCUUGUAUAUUAAAAUAUAAAAAUUGUCAAGAAGAAAGUGCUGAUAUUCUAUAAGUAAGAGAAGGGUGGGACAGAAAGAAAAUUUUAGAAAGAGAGAACCCACUAGCUACUUUAUAUUUGAGAAAAUGAGUCACCAAGUUGUACAAUUUGAUUCCAGACAAAAAAGGUAUAUAUAUUUACAUAUGUUUCUUUAAUGUAGAGAUGCAAUAUUGUAAGAAGAAAAGAGUGUGUAGAUUGAUAACUGAAGAAAUGGAAAAGAUGUGUCCUCCUUUUAGUUCGUUGCGUGUAGGUUAUUUAUUUUCUGCUAGAACAUUUUUAUUUCAAGUGACAUGCAUGAAUCAGAUGACAGCCAGCAGUUACCGCAUGCACAAGACUAUUUUUUUGUCUCUGUUACUCAAUACUUCGGUGAACCCUGGCUACCCUCGCUAGGACAAUACUACUAUACCAAAAAAUAGUGAAAAUAUCAGAAUAUUGGGCCCGCAGGAAAUUGAACUCGAGUCUCUCGUGAACCUGAGUUCUCCUAAUGUUGGGUGAUAGCAUGGUAAGCAGCCAGUUCUCCUAAAAGUUAGGAGGAGGGAUUGUCACGAUCAGAAUUCUAACAUAUGCUUUGGACAGUCGUCUAAAUUUCUUAUCUUUCAGCUAUAGAAAAGUGUGGAAAGAUUGUGGUCAAAACAUCUGCAUCUACAAAUUUUAUGUCACUGUUGCAGGGUGAUUAAGUUAAUAUACACUCAUAAUACCUGUGAUUCUUCCAUUUCUUUUCUCAUAUACUGUAUAGGCAGGGACAGAUUGAGCGUCGGGGCAGGGGUGUUUGCCCCCAAUGACCUUCAGAGUAUAUUUAUAUAUCUGCAACCAAUUUAAUCAAAUGGUUUAUUACUUUAUCUGCCUCUAUGAUUAAGGUAUUAUAUUUCUCACUGUAGGUGCAGAUUCGAAUUCUAGCUCCGUCCUAUGUAUAAGAAAACAUUUUAGCACUGAGAAUAUAUAAAGUAGAAUUUAAAUAAAGCAUUGUUAAAUUAGUACUAAAUUUAUAUGACUACUUGCUUAGAAAUUUCAAACAUAAAUGAAACCUCUGUCACCGAGUCUGCGAAUAUAGAGAAAACCACAACAGGGUCAGCAACCAGGACAUCUCAGGCUGCAAUUCCUCAAGGGUCUCUAACCGGAGCAUCUCAGGCCGCAAUCCCUAAAGGGUCAGCAACCAGGACAUCUCAGGCUGGAAUUCCUCAAGGGGCUGAGUUAUCGAAGAAUGGAGCUGCAGGUGAAUGUUCAAACAUAAAUGAAACCUCUGUCACCGAGUCUGCGAAUAUAGAGAAAACCACAACAGGGUCAGCAACCAGGACAUCUCAGGCUGCAAUUCCUCAAGCAGCUCAGCGCAUCUGUCAGAAAUCAAAUUUGAAGAAAAGCGCUUUUUAUUCCAGCAACUCGAUACUGGAUAUUGGAAAACAGGAUCAUAGCUGUGGUUUUUGUGGAGCCCGAGUUUGGACUGCUGAAUUUACCGGAAGGGCCACUGGCAAUGGACCUAGAGGAUAUUCGAUUUGUUGUGGGAAGGGUAAAGUACAUCUACCUCUAUUGCGCGAGGCUCCGCCGGAAUUAGCUGCGUUGUUAUCUUCUACAUCAAGGAUGUCUAAAGAGUUUCUCGCCAAAAUUCGCAUUUACAACAACUUAUUUGCAUUCUGUUCUUUUGGAGGGAAGGUGGAUCACUCAGUAAACGAAGGUAAAGGUCCAUUUGUGUUCCGUGUAUCCGGGGAAAUAUAUCAUGCCUACAGUUCUUUGAUCCCACCAGAAGGGCGUACCCCAAAGUAUGCACAGUUGUACAUGUAUGACGCGCAACAGUCCAUUACUCAUCGCCUCAACUUCCCGGGCUCUGGUAGUGAGGCUGAUCCUUUGGUUGUUUCAGCCUUGGAAUGCAUGCUUAGGCGUGAAAAUGCCCUGGUUGGGAUUUUUAGACAAGCUCGCGAAAGAUUUCAAGGGGUUGAUCAGAUGCCGCUUCAGCUUAGAUUGUUAGAGAGGAGGACAACUGAUGGUCGGUAUGAGAAUCUGCCCACCGAAAACGAUUAUGAAUUUGCAGGCCUGGUGGUGGAUGAUGACUUUACGAAUUCUAGGGACAUAGUUGCCCACGAUAAGAUAUCCGGAUUGAAACAUAUCAGCGACCUGCAUCCAUGUUUUAUGUCUAUGCAAUAUCCUGUACUCUUUCCGUAUGGGGAGGAUGGCUAUAGAAUUGAUAUAAAACAUCGUAAUGUCACCGGAUCUGAACCCAGAAAGAUGAGUACUGUGAGCCAACGUGAGUAUUAUGCUUUCAGAUUGCAAUACCGACCCGCUGAGGGGCAAACAGUUUUGCGUGCUGGCCGGCUGUUCUUGCAAUUUAUAGUUGACUCGUGGUGCUCCGUUGAGCGUGGUCGAUUGCAGUGGGUUCGAACACACCAGUCUAUAAUCAGAUCGGACCUGUAUAAUAAUAUUGUUGAUAGCCUUACACGUGGUGAUUUUGUGGCCACUGAUGUUGGGAAGCGAGUAAUUCUGCCAUCUAGCUUCACAGGUGGCUAUAGAUACAUGCAACAAAAUUUUCAGGACUCCCUAGCCGUUUGUAAAGAAUACGGGCACCCGGACCUUUUCAUCACAUUCACCUGCAAUCCCAAGUGGGAUGAAAUCUCAGAGGCUGUAAAAUCUUCUGGAGCUCAGGAUGCCUCCGUCCGACCGGAUAUUGUUGCGCGUGUGUUCAAGAUGAAGCUUGACGCCAUGAUAGCGGACUUCACAAAAAAUGAGGUGUUAGGCCGUGUGCUUGCAGUGGUGUACACAAUUGAGUUCCAGAAACGAGGAUUGCCGCAUGCACAUAUAGUCUUGUGGCUCGCCGGACCAGAUAAAUUGCUUACUCCAGAGGACAUUGAUCAGGUCAUAUCAGCUGAACUUCCUGAUGAGCAAGUGGAUGCAGCAGGGUAUAAGGCGGUAUCUCAAUUCAUGAUGCAUGGCCCAUGUGGAGCUGCAAAUCCUAAAUGCCCAUGUAUGUCUAGAGGCAGGUGUACAAAGCAUUAUCCGAAACAAUUCCGUGAUGAUACGGUUAUGGAUGACGAUGGGUAUGCCUUGUAUCGCCGCCGAGACACCAAAAGAACCGCACAAUGCAACAACAUAUUAUUGGAUAAUCGGCAUGUGGUUCCUUAUCAUCGAGGUUUACUGGUUAAGUAUCAAGCACACAUCAAUGUUGAAUGGUGCAAUCGUUCCCUUUCGAUAAAAUAUUUGUUCAAGUAUAUUGGCAAAGGGCCUGAUACAGCAACAUUUGUUUUAGAAAAGUUCCAAGCGCAAGAACAUUCCAUAGCCGAAAAUAAUAGUACGGUGCAAAGGCCAGGUUUUGAUGAGGUUAAAAACUAUGUCUCGUGUCGGUAUGUGUCAGCGGCAGAGGCGAGUUGGCGUUUGUUUGAAUUUCCUAUUCAUCACAGAGAACCUUUUGUGCAGCGUUUAUAUUUUCAUCUCGAAAAUGAACAGGAAGUCAGAUUCCGUGAUGAUGACACUGUGCCGCAGAUUGUUCGAAGACUAGAUCCUGACGGGACAAUGUUCAUUCAAUGGUUGUUGAAUAAUCGUUAUGAUGAACAAGGUCGUGAUCUGACCUUUGUAAAAUAUCCCACAAAGUAUCGAUGGGACGCUUCGGCUAAGCGUUGGUUCCGCAGGAAAAAACAUAUUGAUGUUGUUGGCAGAAUGGUGUAUGCGCAUCCUGCUUCUGGGGAGCGUUUUUACAUGCGAUUAUUGUUAAACUUUGUGGCUGGACCAACAGAUUUCAAGGAUAUUAGAACUGUGGAUGGCGUGGUAUACUCAACAUAUAAGGAGGCUUGUUUCCAUAGAGGAUUGCUCGAGUCAGAUAAAGAAUGGCAUGUUGCACUGGAAGAUGCAUCUCAGUGUGCUACAGCUUCACACAUGCGAGAUUUAUUUGUCACAAUGUUAGUUUUUUGUGAGGUUAGUGACCCUGGGGAGCUCUGGGCCAAACAUUGGACAUCACUGGCUGAUGAUGUUGAAUAUAAACGAAGAAAGAUAAUGAAUUUGCCCAGCCUCAAAAUUAAUGUUGCUGAUAAACAGAUGCUUGCGUUGGAGGCUGUCGGUAAUCUAUUGAAGCAAUAUGGGAAGAAAUUGAGUGAUUUUCCAGGAUUACCCCAAUUUCAUGCAGGGACCACUUCCAAAUAUAGGAAUGAAUUACUGAUUGAAGAGAUGAUGUACGACCGGGAGGAGCUUCGUUUAAAAGCGGACGAAAAUUAUGCCCGCCUAAACGAAAUGCAACUGAAAGUGUACCAAACAAUUAUUGAAUCUGUCGAUUCAAACUCGGGAGGGUUGUAUUUCGUCUGUGGGCCUGGAGGCACUGGGAAAACAUUCCUGUGGUCAACUAUUAUAUCCAGGUUAAGGAGUCAGGGAAGAAUUGUCCUUGGUGUGGCUUCUUCGGGUAUAGCAUCACUUUUAAUUGAAGGAGGUAGGACGGCUCAUUCAAGAUUCAAAAUACCAAUAGAUAUCGACGAGUUUAGCUGUUGUGACAUCAAACAGAACACAUACCUGGCCGAGCUAUUAUGCAACACCAACUUGGUUGUAUGGGAUGAAGCUCCUAUGAAUCAUCGAUUUAUAUUUGAAGCCGUUGAUCGCACAUUCCGUGAUAUCUGUAAUAAGACUAAUCCAGGUGCACGAUCAUUACCUUUUGGUGGUAUUACUAUGCUACUGGGUGGAGAUUUAAGGCAAAUAUUGCCAGUAGUCCCGAAAAAAGGAAGGGAAGAUAUAGUGGCUUCGACUAUUCCAAAGUCAAAGUUGUGGCAACAUUGUACAGUCUUCCAGCUUACUGAAAAUAUGAGGAUUGAGAAAGAUGUACCUCCGGUUACAAUUGACGGUAGACAAGUUCAGUUCCGAGAUUGGAUUCUGGGUCUAGGUGAUGGUCGGGAACCAACUUUCAAAUUUGGGGAGGAAGUUGAGCCUUCCUGGAUUAAAAUACCAGAUGAGCUGUGCUUGCAAUACACCGGAGACCCAAUGGACGCGAUAAUAGGGCAUGUGUACUCCGAUCUGAAUAUGCAUCAUGGUGACCUCAAAUACUUGCGGGACAGGGCUAUAUUAACACCUCUUAACGAGUUUGUUCAUUCCGUUAAUAAUAAUGUCUUAAAAAGGUUGCCAGGUGAAUUCAAGGUGUACAAGAGUUGUGAUACUAUAUGCAAGGCAUCUUCAAACGGUGCAGCUGACGAGGUCCUUUAUCCACCUGAAUAUCUAAAUUCAUUAAAAGUUAGCGGUGUUCCAAAUCAUGAAAUUCAGAUUAAAGUGGGUGCCCCUUUGAUGCUGCUUCGCAACCUGAAUCCCAAAAAGGGCUUGUGCAACGGAACUAGGCUUAUAGUUACACGAUGCUAUCCAUUCCUCAUCGAAGCGCUCAUUAUAACAGGCAAUAAAAUAGGAGAGACUACAUAUAUACCUCGGAUCCACAUGUCUCCUGCUGAUAAAACACUCCCAUUUGUGUUAAAGAGAAAACAAUUCCCGGUUUCGGUCUGUUAUGCGAUGACUAUAAACAAGAGUCAGGGACAAACGAUGAAAAAUGUCGGUCUGUUUUUACCCAAACCAGUCUUCAGCCAUGGCCAUUUUUACGUUGCUGUUUCCAGAGUCACAUCACCAAAAGGCCUGAAAAUCGUGUGCAUUAACGAAGACGAUGCAACAGCUGGAUAUACCAAAAACAUUGUGUACCCUGAAAUUUUCGAAGACCUGUUAUGAGCAGACUCCUAUGGUGCAAUUCAUAUUUGACUUGAUAACUUGUGCUGCAAACUGGCAAUCCCUUUGGAUCAUAUUACAAUUCAGUUACGACGAAGACCAGCUGAUCACCUUUGCAAUGCUGAAGUCCAGGCUUUGAUUGCAACAUCUCGCUCGAGUCUCAAAUUUGCAUCCUCAUCUUUUUUAAACCUUUUAUAGAACUGCUGAACUUUUGGGUCACCCUUGAUCUUUGAAGGACAGAAACCAGAUAUAUGAAGGCCAUCUAAACUUCGGACACGUGAAAGUGCAACAUAAACCAUCCCGUAACGAAACGCACGAGAAAGAUCAGUAUGAAUGCGGUCGAGAGUCAUGCCCUGACACUUGUGAAUGCUUAAAGCCCAUGCAAGCAUAAGGGGUAUUUGCUUUCUUUUAGCAACCGCCACUUCUCCAUUCAUUAGAACCCAUUCUUCCGGCUCAACGAUCCAAUGACCAGACAAAAGGAGGCUCCCACUUGUGAAAGAAGGCAAAAGGGAAGGGCGGGGGGUUUGUAGAUUAUGAUUAUGAAUAUAAGCAUAAUGUGAAAGAGCCACCAAGCCCGGUCCUAAUGAUCCUCCACCAAGAAAGGCACCCAAGGCUGUGCAUGAAGAUCUCUGCAAAAUUCGUCUUGCAAAUGAUGUAAAGACUGCAAAGAAGGAUGGAGAGGGGCAGUUCAAUGGAUUGGUUGAUGCUCCUUAAUUCAAUUGAUAAGGCCCAUAUGAAGCUUGCUGGAGCAAAGUCUAUUCUUCGAUUAUCUAGAUAUUGGGUUGAAAAAGAUUCCCGUUGAGCUCUUCUACUCUACCCUAAGUUCGGAGGUUAAGUCUUUAGCAUUUAAACUUAAAUAUAGAUAUAUAAAAUGGUAAUAUAUAUUGUACCUUUUUAAUAUUCACUUGUGUUCUCCUUGCACGUUAUUCUGGUUAUUAUGAAUGCCGAUUCUUAGUUGCAUACCUUAUUAUUGAAAUAUUACAAAUAGAUUAUGUUUUCAUCCUUUUGCUAGACACAUGUAGGUUUAUUUUCCUCAAGUUGAAAAACUAUUUCUGAGAAAAGUUCACCCAUACAUUAAAUUAUAUUUAAUUUAUAUUAUAAGAUGAAAAUAUUUAAGUAAUUACAUGAUGAGGAUUAUUUAAAUUAUAUA
Daucus carota subsp. sativus is the source of this 7273-nucleotide messenger RNA. RefSeq lists its product as uncharacterized. NCBI's taxonomy places the organism in Eukaryota, Viridiplantae, Streptophyta, Magnoliopsida, Apiales, Apiaceae. Gene Ontology annotation, biological process: DNA repair; telomere maintenance. The record is from RefSeq and is a predicted model, not a curated record. Gene Ontology annotation, molecular function: DNA helicase activity. The transcript has 14 exons. Bases 1450 to 6126 code for a protein of 1558 amino acids.